Messenger RNA from Condylostylus longicornis, 3338 nucleotides. RefSeq names its product poly [ADP-ribose] polymerase (gene Parp1). The transcript has 9 exons. Bases 173 to 3190 code for a protein of 1005 amino acids. NCBI's taxonomy places the organism in Eukaryota, Metazoa, Arthropoda, Insecta, Diptera, Dolichopodidae. Gene Ontology annotation, cellular component: nucleus. Gene Ontology annotation, molecular function: DNA binding; NAD binding; zinc ion binding. The record is from RefSeq and is a predicted model, not a curated record.
CCGCGUAUGGGUUUACAUUGCAUUUGAAUUUCAAAAAUUAAAGAAGAAAGCAAGAAAAGCUGAUAAAGCCUUGAAUAUAUAUUAUAUAUUUGCGCGUUUUUAAAUUCAAAUAUAAGUUGUUAAAGUUUUGUAAAAUUGUGUAUUUUGUCUAGUGUUUGCGUUUUUAAAAGAAAUGGAUAUCGACGAAAAAGAUUUACCAUUCAAAAUUGAAUAUGCUAAAACAGGAAGAGCCAGCUGCAAAGGAUGCAAAACCGGCAUUGGUCAAGGGUCUUUGAGACUUGCAGUGAUGGUUCAGUCAUGGAAAUUUGAUGGAAAGCAGCCUAAUUGGUACCAUGAGCAUUGCUUUUUUAAUAAGCAACGCCCUGGAUCGGAGGGUGACAUUGCUAACUUUAAUAAUAUUAAAUUAGCUGAUCAAAAAAGGAUUAGAGAAAAAAUAUCUGAACUUGGUGGUGCUGCUGUUGUGAUGCCGAAAUCUGGGAAAGGUAAAAAACGCUCGGCAGCUGAAAUUGCUGCGUUAAAAGAUUUUGGCGUUGAGUAUUCCAAAUCCUCCAGAGCAACAUGUCGAGGGUGUGAACAAAUAAUAACAAAAGGUGAUGUUCGUAUUCAAAAAACUGUUUUUGAUACUGAAGUGGGAGCAAAAUAUGGCGGACAACCAUUGUGGCAUCAUGUUGAUUGUUUUGUACAAUGUAGAAAUGAUCUAGGCUACUUUGAAUCAGGGGAAUUUCUACCUGGAUUUGGGAAUUUAUCUAAAGAAGAUCAGAAGCUUGUGAAAGAAAAAUUGAAAAAAGUCAAGCAAGAAGAGAUCCCAGAAGUUAAGAAAGCUAAACUUGAACCAAAAGAUGAAGCUGCGGAUGCCGAAUUUGAAAAAAAUCUUGAAAAGCAACAGAAAAUUUAUGAUAAAUAUUAUGAAGUUGUUACAAAAGUUAUGACUAAAAAUGAUUGUUUAGAUUUGUUAGCAUACAACAGUCAAGAGCCAGUUGCAAAUGAUACGGGAAAGCUUUUUAAUCAAGUUGCUGACAUGUUAGCAUUUGGAGCGUUGAAACCAUGCACUGUUUGCAAUAGUGGCCAGUUACAUUUUAACAAAACUGGUUAUUUAUGCAACGGAAAUUUAACAGAGUGGACGAAAUGUGCAACAUUUGUUAAAGAGCCCGAAAAGCUUCAAUGCAAGAUACCAGAUCAUAUUAAGGAAAAAUAUAAAAAGCUUCAAAAAUAUAAGGAAAAACCAACAAUCCGUCUCGUAAAGUAUGUGGCUCCAAGUGCUGCAACUUUAGUGAAGUUGGCAAAAAAAGAAGAGGAUCUAAGUACUGGCCCCAAAGUAAAGCGAGAACGGCCGCCUUUAUAUAAUUUUAAGGUUGCUAUUCAUGGCCUCAAAGAUGAAGAAGAUAAAAUUAAGAAAUUGGUGGAAAAAUUAGGUGGGAGCAUUACGAAGUCUAUAAAUGAAAAAACUACAAUAAUUAUUUCUGAAGAAAAAGAGGUUGAGAAAAUGGGGAAAAAAAUGUUAAAAGCUAAAGAGCUUGGGAUUCAUAUUGUUCCAGUAGAAUAUUUACACAUAGUUAAAGAAGACAAUACUGGGGCUAUUUCAUUUAUUUCCAGUAAAACAUUGUGUGACUGGGGCACAGAUCCAAGUCCUCGUUUAGCUCACGAAGAACAACUUAGGAGUGAAAAUAAAUCAAAAAGCAUGUACACAAAAUCAAUACCCAAAUCAGUAACCUUGAAAUUGAAAGGGGGCUCCGCUGUGGAUCCUGAUUCGGGUUUGCAAGAUAGUACUCAUGUAUACAAAAAAGGUGACAAUAUUUAUAAUGCAGUUUUGGGUUUAACUGACAUACAAAAGAAUAAAAAUUCUUAUUAUAAAGUACAAGUCCUCGAAAGUGACCAUGGUCAUCAAUACUUCGUAUUCAGAAGUUGGGGUCGCAUUGGAACAACCAUCGGUGGAACCAAACUUGAAUCUUGCAACAAUCUUCUUGAAGCGUUGCAUAGUUUUGAAGUUUUAUAUAAAGAAAAAACUGGCAAUGAUUUCUAUGAUCGUCAUAAUUUCCAAAAAAUUGCUGGUUUUAUGUAUCCGAUCGAUGUUGAUUAUGGAAAUGAGGAAACAGCGAAAUUAAAUACAGAACAUCACAUUAAAUCAAAACUUCCAACUCCAGUUCAGGAUCUCAUUAAAUUAAUAUUUGAUGUUGAUGCAAUGAAAAAAGUUAUGCUUGAAUUUGAUUUAGAUAUGGAUAAAAUGCCAUUGGGAAAAUUAAGUCAAAAACAAAUUCAAAAUGCUUAUAAAGUUUUGACAGAAUUAUCCAAACUUAUAAGUGAAGGGGGGACAAAUUCACAAUUUAUUGAUGCUACAAAUCGUUAUUACACAUUAAUUCCUCAUAACUUUGGAGUAAACAAUCCUCCCAUAUUAGAUACAGCUGAACAGAUUAAACACCACAGUGAUACUUUGGAUAAUUUGCUAGAAAUAGAGUUUGCUUACAAUUUGAUAAAAGGUGAAAAGGGUAAAGAAGGUGAAAAAGAUAGUGAAGUUAAUCCUAUUGACAAACAUUAUGAACAACUUAACACAGAAAUGGAACCACUUGAUAAAAAUUCGGAAGAAUUUGAAACAUUAUGCAAAUAUGUUCAGAAUACUCAUGCAGAAACACAUCGUAUGUAUGAUCUAGAAGUUGUGGACAUAUUCAAAGUUGUUAGGAAAGGUGAAUUACGUCGCUUUAAGCCAUUCAAAAAAUUACAUAAUCGUAAGUUAUUGUGGCAUGGAUCAAGACUAACAAACUUUGCCGGUAUUUUGUCCCACGGCUUAAAAAUUGCACCACCAGAAGCACCUUCAACUGGUUACAUGUUUGGUAAAGGUAUUUAUUUCGCAGAUAUGUCAUCCAAGUCAGCGAAUUAUUGUUUCACUAGUAAACAAAAUAACGUUGGUCUUAUGUUGUUAUCAGAAGUAGCGCUUGGAGAUAUGUAUGAAUUAACGAAUGCAAAUUACAUAACUAAUUUGCCGAAAAAUAAACAUAGUUGCAAAGGUGUUGGUCGGACUCAUCCUAACCCCAAAGAGUCUAUAUUCCGAGAAGAUGGUGUUGAAAUACCGCUUGGAAAACCAAUUACGGAUGAUAAACUAAAGUCAUCUCUUUUGUAUAACGAAUAUAUUGUCUACGAUGUUGCCCAAGUAAAUGUUCAGUAUUUGUUGAAAUUAAGUUUCAACUAUAAAUAUUAAGAAACUUUCGAAUUCCAAAAAAAAGAAAUUUUGGUUUUUUUUUCUGUUAACAUUAUGAAGUUUAUAUUUUUGUAUUUCUGUUUGAUAAAGCUUUUGACUCCUAUUAUAACAAUAACAAUGAACAGUAAAAAUAUAUUUACUAUGAUUC